AAGCAACUCAAACACCUGGUAGAGGAAGAAUUGCUCCAGAUGAAGGUUGAUCAACCUCCAAGCAAUGUAGAAUUAAGGACUGAAGCUCAGGAGUCCAUCAACCACAACAGACCCAUUCCUAUUUCCUUUAGAUCAGAGGAUGAGAUUGAAAAUGAAAAGAAGCAGAAAAGGCAAAAUAUUGAAAAGAAAUUAGAAGUCAGUUCAGAUGAAAUGGAUUCUGAGAUUGAUUCCAAGAAGAGACUAGGCUGCAGAAGUCUAAAACUUCUCAUAUUCUCGGAUUCUUCUAACCAACAAGAUUCCGGAGCUGGAAACCACAGUACUGAAUCUGAAAGCGAUGAGGAAACUACAAGGAGCAAAAGAAAACCAUCUCUUCAAGAGGCAAGAUGGAAGAGAGGAGGAGGCAGGAAACCACCCGAGAGCCAGGGGAUUGGAGGCUCGCAGAAAAGGAGGGUGAAUGAAUCUGAGGAAAUCAUCGACACGGGACAGAGUGACCUUGAAGAAGAGGUCAAAGAAUACAGGAAGGUCACAAAAGGGAACGGUUUGAAGCAAAGAGAUGAAAAGAAUCUAUCAAAGGGAGGAACUGAUCUGUCGGAGGUAGAAGAAAUAUCUGAAAAGAAAAGAGAAUGGAGUGAAAGUGAGAAGGAAGAGAAGAAAUCAUUCCGUACUAACAAAGCACAGCAGAGGAUGGGGCCAGGAACCCAGGAAGAUUCGGAGGGGAACGAGAGUGAGGAUACCUCAGGAAGUGGUCCUGAUGAAAAAUUUAAUUUGCAAAAGAAGAUGGCAGGCAGCCAACGCAGAAGGAAGAGUAGAGUUGUAGAGGAUUUGGGGAGCAGUUCUGAGGAUUCUGCAAAUCAAUGUCCAGGGAGGGAAGAGGGAGCAAAGAGGGCCAGGGGAGAAAGCGGGAACCAGCAGACCGAAAAUCACUCCAAACCCAAGAGGCAGCCUAAGGUUACAGCGGGGAGGAAGAAAAUGCAGAGGGAAGAUCUGCUUAGGAAGAAACCGGAGGAAGUGAAGAAGAUGAUGCAAAGGAUUCAGGAUUCCCCCAGUGAAGGAUCUGAAAGUGAGUCAAGGGAGCAUAAGAGCUCGGAAGAGAAGAAGAAGAAGAAGUGGGUGCAGGAUCCCACUAGCAGUGAAGGGGAAUCACAAAGUGAGAUGAAUCAAGGCCAGUCUAGGAAGGCAGCUACAACAAGUCUCCUGUCAGAAAGUGAAUCAAAUGAAAACGAGGAUGGAGAUCCAGGGAGGACCCUGGAAAAGAAAAACAAGGAUGUCUCUGGGUCUGACUCAAGUCAAGGGGGGGAGGAGUUGAAGAAGAGAGGAGCUCAGAAGUCACGGAGAAAGAGCAUGGAUCAAGAAACCUCUGCGCUUAGUUCUGAGGAUUUCGAGAGUGAGUUUAACGGAAAGAAAAAAAGACAAAGCCAGAGGCAGAGAAGAACGAAAAAGCGCCAAAGGGGGAGUGCUACCAAGGAGAAACCAGGGGAGAGGUCCAGCUUAGUGGGGGACAAGCCCACUACUACUCAGCAGCACCUUCAUGGAAAGGAUAAGAAGCAUCAUUCUGGAAAGAACGAGAAACAUCCCUUCAUCCAACGUCUGAAACGCUACAUCUGGGAAUGUGGUGCGCAUCGGAAUUACAAAAAGCUCCUGGCAGAUUGCCACUCCCACAAAGCUCGGAUAAAGGCUCUCAAAGAAGAGCUGGAAAGUCUUGGCGUAAAAGGACCUCCAUCCCUAGCCAAAUGCAAAGCAAUAAAGCAGAAGCGGGAAGAAGCAGCCGAAAUGGCUUCUCUUGAUAUCAACAAUAUUAUUUUUACAGAAGGCCGUCCAAAGCGUCGCAAAGUUUGGAGCCUUUACAAUAAGCCCCAGGAAUCACCCAGUUCGCCAGAAGAGUUGACCUUUCGCCGUCACACCACAGACUGGUCCCAGCUUCAAGGAGUGAUCAGUUCAGAUGGGGAAAGCAGUUGACUCUGUGGUGGAGGAGAGGCUGGCAUUCAUCGAUCUUUUGGGAGAGGG
Molecule: messenger RNA, 2004 nt
Organism: Pseudonaja textilis
Lineage: Eukaryota; Metazoa; Chordata; Lepidosauria; Squamata; Elapidae
Source: RefSeq, a predicted model, not a curated record